GCUUCCCUCCUGGGGCAGUCUCCGUCACAAACAACCACCACCACCCCACCCCUCCCCUCCUUCCCUCUCAGCUGUGAGCUCAGAGCAGUAGGACAAAGUGCCUGGGACAAGGACAGAGGCCUGAGAGCCGCCAUGGGCUCUGGAGGAGUGAGCCUCCCAGGGGCCGGGCGGCCCCUGCCCCUCCUGCUCCUGCUCCUCACGGGAGGCAUGGCCCAGGACUCCCCGCCCCAGAUCCUAGUCCACCCCCAGGACCAGCUGCUCCAGGGCCCUGGCCCCGCCAGGAUGAGCUGCCGAGCCUCCGGCCAGCCGCCUCCCACCAUCCGCUGGCUGCUGAAUGGGCAGCCCUUGAGCAUGGUGCCCCCAGACCUACACCACCUCCUACCUGAUGGAACCCUCCUGCUGCUGCGGCCUCCUGCCCAGGGACGGGCCCACGAUGACCAGGCCCAAUCCGCAGACCUGGGCAUCUACACCUGUGAGGCCAGCAACCACCUGGGCACAGCAGUCAGCCGAGGUGCUCGGCUGUUUGUGGCUGUCCUCCGGGAGGAUUUCCAGAUCCAACCUCGGGACACAGAGGCUGUGGAGGGCGAGCAGGUGAUUCUGGAAUGUGGGCCGCCCUGGGGCCACCCGGAGCCCACAGUGUCAUGGUGGAAAGAUGGGAAACCCCUGGCCCUCCAGCCGGGGCGGCACACGGUGUCCAGGGGUUCCCUGCUGAUGGCAAAAGCAGAGAAGAGUGACGCAGGGACCUAUAUGUGUGUGGCCGCCAACAACGCAGGGCAGCGGGAGAGCCGAGCAGCCAGGGUGUCUGUCCAGGAGCCCCAGGAUUUCAAGGAGCCUUUGGAGCUUCUGGCUGUGCGCAUUCGGCUGGAAAACGUGACACUGCUGCAGCCGGACCCCGCAAAGGGCCCCAAGCCUGGGCCUGCCGUGUGGCUCAGCUGGAAGGUGAGUGGCCCUGCUGCACCCGCUCAGUCCUACACGGCCUUGUUCAGGGCCCAGACUGCCCCAGGAGGCCAGGGAGCUCCGUGGGCAGAGGCGUUGCUCGACGGCUGGCAGAGCGCAGAGCUUGGGGGCCUCCACUGGGGCCAAGACUAUGAGUUCAAAGUGAGACCAUCCUCCGGCCGGGCUCGGGGCCCCGACAGCAACGUGCUGCUCCUGAGGCUGCCGGAACAAGUGCCCAGUGCCCCACCCCAGGAGGUGACCCUAAAACCUGGCAAUGGCAGUGUCCUUGUGAGCUGGGUUCCACCACCUGCUGAAAACCACAACGGCGUCAUCCGUGGCUACCAGGUCUGGAGCCUGGGCAACACCUCACUGCCCCCAGCCAACUGGACUGUAGUGGGAGAGCAGACCCAGCUGGAGAUCGCCACCCGAAUGCCAGGCUCCUACUGCGUGCAAGUGGCUGCAGUCACUGGCGCUGGGGCUGGGGAGCCCAGUAGCCCUGUGUGCCUCCUUUUAGAGCAGGCCAUGGAGCGAGCCGCCCGAGAACCCCGUGAGCAUGGUCCCUGGAUCCUGGAGCAGCUGAGAGCCACCUUGAGGCGGCCAGAGGUCAUUGCCAGCGGGGGUGUUGUUCUCUGGCUGCUGCUGCUGGGCACCGCUGUGUGUAUCCACCGCCGGCGCAGAGCUGGGGUGCACCUGGGCCCAGGUCUGUACAGGUAUACCAGCGAGGAUGCCAUCCUAAAACACAGGAUGGAUCACAGCGACUCCCCCUGGCUGGCGGAUACUUGGCGUUCCACCUCGGGCUCCCGGGACCUGAGCAGCAGCAGCAGCCUCAGCAGUCGGCUGGGAGUGGACCCCCGGGACCCCCUAGACAGUCGUCGCUCCUUGAUCUCCUGGGACCCCCGAAGCCCCGGUGUGCCCCUGCUUCCAGACACCAGCACUUUUUAUGGCUCCCUCAUCGCUGAGCUGCCCUCCAGCCCCCCAGCCCGGCCAAGCCCCCAGGCCCCAGCUGUCAGGCGCCUCCCGCCCCAGCUGGCCCGGCUCUCCAGCCCCUGGGCCAGCUCAGACAGCCUCUGCAGCCACAGGGCGCUCUCUUCUCCACGCUUGUCUCUGGCCCCCGCAGAGGCUUGGAAGGCCAAAAGGAAGCAGGAGCUGCACCAAGUCAACAGCUCCCCACUGCUCCGGGCCAGCCACCCCCUGGAGCUCCAGGCCUGGGAGCUGGGAAACAGAGGCUCCAAGAACCUUUCCCAAAGCCCAGGCCGCUGUUCCCCAGGAGCUGUGCCCCGAGCUCUGGUUGCCUGGUGGGCCCUGGGACCGCAGCUCCGUAGGGCCUCAAAUGAGCUGGUUACUCGCCCUCUCCCUCCAGCACCCCUCUCUCCUCGUGGAAGCCCCAUGCAGAGUCAACAGACCCAGCACCUGGUGGCACCCCAAGCUCCAUCCUCUGUCCCGCUGCCAGCAGCCCCUGUCCCCAUCCUUAGCCCCAGCGGCACCUCCAGCCCCCAGGCCUCUUCCCUCUCUGGCCCCAGCCCAGCUUCCAGUCGCCUGUCCAGCUCUUCACUGUCCUCCCUGGGGGAGGAUCAGGACAGUGUGCUGACCCCUGAAGAGGUGGCCCUGUGCCUGGAACUCAGUGAGGGUGAGGAGACCCCCAGGAACAGUGUCUCUCCUGCGCCACGGGCUCCUUCACCCCCUACCACGUAUGGGUACAUCAGCGUCCCAACAGCCUCAGAGCUAGCAGACAUGGGCAGGACAGGCGGAGGGGUAGGCUCUGGAGCAGGGAGCCUGUUCCCACCUCGGCCCUGCCCCACCCCGACCCCCAGUGAGGGCUCCUUGGCCAAUGGUUGGGGCUCAGCCUCAGAGGACAAUGCCCCCAGCGCCAGAGCCAGCCUCGUCAGCUCCUCCGAUGGCUCCUUCCUUGCGGAUGCCCACUUUGCCCAUGCCCUGGCCGUGGCUGUGGAUAGCUUCAGUUUCGGUCUGGAGCCCAGGGAGGCAGACUGCGUCUUCAUGGAUGCCUCAUCACCUCCCUCCCCGAGGGAUGACCUCUUCCUCACCCCCACCCUCUCCCUGCCCCUGUGGGAGUGGAGGCCAGACUGGUUGGAGGACGUGGAGACCAACCACACCCAGCGGCUGGGAAGGGGGCUGUCUCCCUGGCCCCCUGACUCUCGGAUCUCUUCCCAGAGCAGUCGGCUCAGCUGUCCUGUGCCCAAGGCUGGUGCUUCUCCCAUAGAUUCCUCAUGAACUGUGCGCCUGAGACUGCCAAGAAGAGAAUCAGAACCACCUCUCCUGUCCGCCCACAAGGCCUGGGCUGUAGCUAGUGGGUCUUGGCCUACACUUCUCUGCAGUUGGGGUCCACCUUCCCUGACCUCCAGGAGAGUUCUCCUUCCAGGAUUGUGGAAACAAAUGAAAGCAAAACAAAAUAAGAGCAAAGCAGACCUGGAGCUCUCAGGGAGCAAAAUGUCCCCUCCAUCUCACUCCUAGACAUUGCUUUCUCCUCUGCUCACCCACUCCCACAACCAGGUCAUUUUGGCUGAAGGAGCAGCCUGUCUCCUUCUCUCCCCGCCCACCUGGAUCAGGGGAGGUGGGGGAGCCAGAGGUAUCUUCAUGGAGGAUGACAGCGACUGGUGCGAGAGGGCUGUGGAGGAAGGAACUUCUCAGAGCCUCCUCUCAGCCUUACCUGGCCUCUCUUCUAGAGGCAAGCUCGACUCUCCCCAACCACAACAUGUAAAGGAAAUAUAGAGGAAUGCCACCCAGGCAGUGAGGCCCUACCUCAUGCCAAGGCAAAGGGUUCAAGGCUGGGUCUGGGGAAGAAGCUGGAGGAAGGGAGGUGUGAGAAUGUGAGACAAAAGCACCCUCCUCAUACCCUUGUCACUAUCAGCUUAAGAAAUUUGAUACCAUAAAACUGUAAAGACUUGA
Messenger RNA from Propithecus coquereli (Coquerel's sifaka), 3840 nucleotides. It is a transcript of the gene ROBO4, whose product is annotated as roundabout, axon guidance receptor, homolog 4 (Drosophila). Gene Ontology annotation, molecular function: protein binding. Gene Ontology annotation, biological process: axon guidance; cell-cell adhesion. Gene Ontology annotation, cellular component: axon; plasma membrane. The record is from RefSeq and is a predicted model, not a curated record. The coding region runs from base 133 to 3165 and encodes 1010 amino acids. NCBI's taxonomy places the organism in Eukaryota, Metazoa, Chordata, Mammalia, Primates, Indriidae. The transcript is spliced from 18 exons.